Bactrocera oleae (olive fruit fly) is the source of this 1754-nucleotide messenger RNA. RefSeq names its product serine protease snake. Lineage: Eukaryota; Metazoa; Arthropoda; Insecta; Diptera; Tephritidae. Gene Ontology annotation, molecular function: serine-type endopeptidase activity. Gene Ontology annotation, biological process: proteolysis. The record is from RefSeq and is a predicted model, not a curated record.
UUUUUUUUUUAAGAUUCUUAAAUAUAAAAAUUCCUAUUGGCAUAAGCCUAACUUAAGUAAACAUUCCAUUCAUUUUGAAAGUUUUGUAUCUUUUGAAUAUUGGCAUCAAGACAAGAGAACAACUACCACCAGAAUGUUGUAUGUUUGGUUCGAAACCAAAUAUGAUGUAAACUGUUUUUUCACAAGUAAUAGAAAAGGUAGAACUUUUGGGCUUGGAUUUUUGAAAAAAAAGAGAGAAAAGUAUGAAAGAGAGCUAUGGAACCCCUUUUUUAAUUAAAGGGGGACGAACAAAAAAAGAUUAACUACAGAGAUGAAAAAUUAUAAUCAGGAAUAGCAAAUGUAUAAAUAUAGCAUAGACGAGUGCAUGCAUUAGUAAGUCUCUCUGCUCAGCGGAAUUAGAAGAUGCAUGUGUACGUAGAUAUGGUGCAAACGCAGAUUAGUGAAGCGCCAACAGUUGAGCUUCACUGUUACAAAAAACGUUAGAAAGAAAUUGUUUUUAUAAUAUGCAUCAGUUCAAAGAAAUUUCACCGGCACUAGUGCUACUCACUUUAUGGGUUUUUGGAAAUAAGUGGAACAUCGCUGGAGGACAAAAUAGCCUUCAAACUGAAGUAAGAAAAUGUACUCUCGUCAAACGACAAAUAUUCGAAGAGGUGAAAACGUUUAGUGCUUUUAUACAUGGAGCCGAAGAAUUGAAAUUUACUAUAGAUAAUUGUAAACCAUAUGCUCCUCUCAUAGUAGGGGGAAGUCCAGCGAGCCCCAAAGAAUUUCCGCACAUUGCACGUUUAGGUCACGAAAGUAAAAAUAAGCCAACCGAAUGGUUUUGUGGAGGUACUCUUAUAAGUGAGAAAUUUGUUUUGACUGCAGCGCACUGUUUCACAACAAACCGUGGCGAAGUAAACAUUGUGCGGUUAGGAGAUUUGGACUUUGGCAGAGAAUCGGAUGAUGCGCGGCCAGAGGACUUCCGUGUUCGACGCUACAUAGAGCAUAAAGACUACAACAGUGCAACAAUUUACAAUGACAUAGCACUCGUAGAACUGGAACGAUCUGUAACUUUUGAUGCAUAUAAACAUCCUGCAUGUUUGCCCACCAAAUCUGGGAACGAAUUUCAAAAAUUGGUGGCUAUUGGUUGGGGAAGCACACGUUUCGCCGAAUCUGAUUCGAAAAAACUUCUUAAAGUAACACUCGAUCGGCUGGGCCUCGAUCAAUGUCAACGUCUUACCGAAUCUUCGGAUGUGGAUCAACUUCCCAAGGGUGUGGAGGAUCAUUUACAAAUAUGUGCUGGUUCGAAUGAAACAAAAGAUACUUGUAGCGGUGAUUCGGGCGGUCCAUUAUUAGCAUACCAUCCCGAUUAUCCGUGUAUGUACACCGUUGUUGGCAUAACAUCAUUCGGAAUUGGCUGUGGUACACCCGACCAACCGGGUAUUUAUACCCGAGUGUAUAACUACAUUGAAUGGAUACGGAAUAAUGUUUGGGAGCAAACUUAGAAUAAACAUGCUUAUACACUAGUUACCAAACAAUUAAAAAAUAUAUAUAUAUUCCUUACGAGUACAUGUGUACGAGUAUUAUAUAUCUAUAUGAUUAUAUAUAAUAUUCUAACAUACAUAAGUCGAAAUUUCAAAUUAACUUGGUGUAUAAAAAAUUAUUUAUAAAGCAUUAAAGAACUAAAGUUAAUAAGAACUCAGUGGAAUUAAACAUCUACAUUUGCUUAUCCAAAUACCUCGAAAUAAAAUAAAACAAACGCUAAUACAAUUAAA